Molecule: messenger RNA, 3141 nt
Organism: Plasmodium gallinaceum
Lineage: Eukaryota; Apicomplexa; Aconoidasida; Haemosporida; Plasmodiidae
Product: histidine--tRNA ligase, putative
Exons: 1
Coding region: 1-3141 (1046 amino acids)
Biological process (GO): mitochondrial translation
Cellular component (GO): mitochondrion
Source: RefSeq, a predicted model, not a curated record
AUGUCAUUAAGGAAGAAUUUUCAGUUUACUUUUGUUAAAUCCUUUUAUUCAUUUAGUGUAAUAAGCGAAAUUAAACCUUUACUGUUAAGUAGUAGUUUUAAAAAAAUAAAAAGUUAUGAUUUAAAGAUGAAUAUAUGUAUUUACAAAAAUAAAGUGUUUAAUACUAAAGAUGUUAUUGAUGUAAGUAUAAAUCAAAAGGAUUUAAAAGUAGAAUUAUCAAGUUUUAAGGAUGAUUUUUAUAAAAUUAAAAAAGAAUGUAUAAAUAUUAAUGAAUUAAAAGAAAUUGAUGAAUCAUGCACCAAUACAAAAGGACUUAAUGAAAAAGAGAAAGACGAAAUAAAUGUAUUAAAAUAUGAUGUUGAUGAAUUAAGAUGUUUAUAUUUUUUUUUCUUAGUACAUUUAUUAAGAUUUAAAAAUAAUUUAGACUUAAAUUUAAUAAAAAAUAUUUGUAGUGAAAUUAAUAAUGUCAUAUCAUCAAAUGUUUCUUAUAAAAAUAACUGUUUACAUAGUGUAAAUUUAAAAAAUUUCUUUAUUAAUAUUUUAAAAAAUUCUGGUAAAGUAGAAUAUAAUUUAAAAGAUUUCUAUUCUUCCAUAAGUAUCGUCAUUGAAAAAUGCAGUAUUUUGUUUUUAAAUACAUAUAAAACAAUUUCUUUAUGUAAAUACUUAACUUGUUGUUUAUGUAAUAUUUUUGAAUUAUUUAAUUUGAAUUGUGAUGUUCUGUUUAAAAACUCAUUUAACAACAAUGUAAAUAAUAGCAAUAUUUAUUCGAUUAACAGUUUGAUAGCCAAUAUUAAAUGGAUGAUUCAUGAUUCUAAAAUUGAUAAAAAUAAUGAAUUGUCUAAAAAUUUUAGUUCAAAUAUGUUAUUAUUUAUUUACACACAAAGUAAAUUAGUAGAUGAAUGUGAAUAUUUUAUAAAUUUAAUUAACCAAAAUUUCAAAAAUUGUAUUGAUAAUUGUAAAAAUGAAUACUAUGAAGAAAUGAAUUCCUUGAAUUUGUAUAUUGAUGUCUUAUGCAAAAAUAUCAAUGAAAAUAUUAAUGCUCAUAUAGGAAAUAUAUUGGAUAUUGCAAAUAAAAUAUUACCAUUAUAUAUAAAUAAAUUAAAAGAUUUUCAUCUUUCGAAUGAAGUAAUCAUAAAUGAAAAUACUGAUUUAAAAAAACCACCUUCAAAUGGAUUUAUUUUUGAUUUGGAAAUUAAAGAUAAUUCAGAGUUUCCACUUUUAGGGGUAUAUAAGAAUUAUUUAAGAAAUAUUCAAAAUAUGAUUAAUGAAGUCGCCAGAAAAAACGAAUUACAAAAAAUUAAAGAAAUGAAUAUAGCAUUUAAUAAUUUGCUAAUUUUUUUAACAGACAUUAUUAUACAUAUGAACAUCAUAUAUGAUAUAAAGGCUUAUAACAAAGCAGUAUCACAAAUUAUGAAAAACAAAAAAGUUUCUAGUUCUAUACAUAAUAUAGGAAUUGGAUGUCUUGAUUUUAAAAACUUUCUGUAUUCUUUGAUUUCAAAUAAUAACUCAAAAUUAAAAUUAGAAAAUGAAAUAAUGAAAGAUAAUAAAAUUAUAACUAAUCGUUUUUUUAAUUUUCUAAAUGAUCAUUUUUCACCAUAUAAAUUUGAAGAAGUAAUAAACGAAUUAUUAAUGCCAAAAAAUAUAAACUUCAACCUUAAGGUUCCUAAAGGAACAAAAGAUUUUACUGGAGAAGACAUGCAAUUAAGAAAUAUUUUUUUUGAUUUUAUUAAAAAAAAAUUUUUAAUACAUGGUGCAGUUGAAAUAGAUACACCUGUAUUUGAAUUAAAAGAAACAUUAACAGAUAAAUAUGGAGAAGAUUCCAAAUUAAUUUUUGAUUUAAAAGAUCAAGGAGGAGAAAAUUUAUCCUUGAGAUAUGACUUAACUGUACCAUUAUAUCGUUUUGUUAAUACUAAUGAUAUUAAUCAAUUAAAAAGAUUUCAUAUAGGAAAGGUGUAUAGAAGAGAUGAACCAAGUAUGAAUAGAGGUAGAUUUAGAGAAUUUUAUCAAUGUGAUUUUGAUAUUGUAGGAAAGUAUGACAAACUUCGCACCGACUUUCAUAUAUUAUAUAUUUUUUGGGACAUAUUAAGUAACUUAAAAAAUGUUAUUGGUAAUUUUAACUGUAAACUUAAUCAUAGAAAAGUUUUAGAAUAUAUGUUAGUUUCAUCUAAUAUUCCCAAAGAUAAAGUUAAAACGAUAUCUAGUAGUAUAGACAAAUUGGAUAAAAUAACAUUUCAUCAAUUUAGAGAAGAGUUAUUAAAUGAAAAAGGUAUCCCUGUUGAAUCAGUUGAUAAAAUAGAAGAAUACAUUUCUAAAACACUUAGUUUAUCUCCGUUUUUAGUCAUUGAAUUUCUUAGAAAUGAUUUAAAUCAAUCAGAAAUUGAUGAAACAUAUAAAAAUGAAGUUCACGAAGUUAUAAAUCAUUUAGAACAAAUAUUUGAGUUGCUAAAACAUUUUAAUAUGGUUAAUCAAUUUACAUUCGAUCUAACUCUAGCAAGAGGACUUGAUUAUUACACUGGUAUAAUUUUUGAAUUCGUUCUCUUGUCAGAAACAAAUGUAGGAAGUAUAGCAGCAGGAGGAAGAUAUGAUUACUUAAUCAGAAACAAGAGAAAAGAGUAUAUUCCAUCAGUUGGUGCAUCUAUUGGUAUUGAAAGAAUUAUAACAAUUGCUGAACAAUUCAUAAAAAAUAAAGGUUUAUUUUUAACAGGUAAUGAAUAUAAAAAUGAGUUAGUAGAUAAAGAAAUUAACAAUAGUAAUGUCUCAAAACUAAAUUUGAAAGAUAAUUCAAUAGAAGUUCUUGUAUGCAAUAUAAAAAAAAAUUGCUUUAAAGAGACAAUAGAAUUAUGUAAGAAAUUAUGGGAACAAGAUAUUUCUACUGAGUUUAUAUAUGUGAAUGAUCAAAGGAUACAAAAGCAACUUGUUUAUGCUUUAGAAAAACAAAUACCCCUAGUUGUUAUUAUAGGUGAUGAAAUUGAAAAAGGAAUUGUAAAAUUACGAGAAUUAACCUUAGAUAAAAAUAAAUCAGUAGGUGAAAAAGAAAUAAAUAUAGAUAAUUGUAUUAAUGAAAUAAAAAAUUAUUUUGCAUGUAAUUUAUCAUGGAAACAAAAUAUUACGAACAUUUUAUUUGAAAAAAAGACUAAAUAA